UAUAUCAACGUGGUUAAGCAAACAAGGCUUAGUUGGAGUUGCGAGCAAGAAACAGAAGCCUUGAUUUUCUUCUAUUUUUGGAUCGUCUUCACGAGGUUUAGUUUUCAGAGUUCAAAUUGGUAAACCUUGAGGUUUUGAGUUUCCAAAAUUAUUCAUUUCCUUCGCUGAAGAAUGACAAAGAGUUACUUCAAACAAGAGCAUGAUCUUGAGAAGAGAAGAGCUGAGGCUGCUAGGAUUAGGGAGAAAUACCCAGACCGUAUCCCGGUGAUUGUGGAGAAGGCAGAAAGAAGUGAUAUCCCAAGUAUUGACAAGAAAAAGUACCUUGUACCUGCUGAUCUGACAGUUGGACAGUUUGUCUAUGUUAUCCGCAAAAGGAUUAAAUUAAGCGCAGAAAAGGCAAUCUUUAUCUUUGUGGACAAUGUCCUUCCACCUACAGGAGCAAUUAUGUCUGCCAUAUAUGAUGAGAAGAAGGAUGAGGAUGGGUUUCUUUAUGUUACAUACAGUGGGGAGAAUACCUUCGGGGAUCUGACUUCCCACUAGCAUUUUAUAGACUGAUGCUAAUCCAUUUGCUUUAAUUUCUCACUGGCUUGUUUCAUAAAUUUGCAUCGGUGCUCGAUGUAAAAGAACAUUGCUCUCAAUAUUAUGUACAGUUGUAUAUAAAUUCUAAGAAGAUCCUGUUUAAUGUUAAAAUGUUUCCUCCUUUUCAGUCUUGCAACA
This is a messenger RNA of Cajanus cajan (pigeon pea), 717 nucleotides long. Its product is annotated as autophagy-related protein 8f. NCBI's taxonomy places the organism in Eukaryota, Viridiplantae, Streptophyta, Magnoliopsida, Fabales, Fabaceae. The record is from RefSeq and is a predicted model, not a curated record.